CUCUCGACGCCACCUCAUUCUCAUUCACUUUGCUACCCUUGCCUACGUCUUUUUGUCUUGGCAGAUUCCCGUAACACCUAUCGCUAUCAUGACUUCAGCAGACGUCGAUAGGUCGAAAAAUGCCGAAGCCUCGCCGUCGUUGACGACAUGUACACUGAGAACGCUCAACAGGACGCCUUGAAACACGUACCAUUAUCCGAAACAGGCCUGGUUCUCAACCUUUGUCAGUCUAGACAACAACAGGGUCGCAUAAAAAACCCGAGGCCAUGAAGCCAAGGAUUUUCUCAUGCUCAUGCCUUGCGCUUGACCUCUCAAAUGAGGCUCACAUCCCACAUGACAGCAUCCUUCUGCUGUAACCUUGAGGCUCUGAAAUCGUACGACGAGGCCGAUCGCACGAUCGCCAUCGCGCAUGUCCUGUCAUCCUCUGAAGGGUGCAUCAUCCCAAGAAGCCCGUCAGCUGUAACGGGGCACACAAUUGCACCAAAACAGGAAAGAUCGACAAGCAGCUCAUCCCAACGCGGUCACAUAAGCUCGAAACUUAAUUACCGACAAACGCCAUCCCCCAACAACUCCCCUGGCCGUUAUGCCUCCGAGGAUAUUGAUUUGCGACUAUUUUCGAACACCCCGUUGCCGGCCGCUGUGGAGAUCACUCGAUUUCCGCCUGGGGAGAUCGGAGGCAGGGAGUCUAGACGUCUAGACCCGAAGAUCGCUCUUGAGCCAGCCCGUUUCGUGCUCUCUACCAGGGUCUUUUCUCCCCAGGUACCAACGUCAUGCAGGGAGCUGUGGAAAAAAAAGGUCCAUCCCAUACUACCCGAGAUGAUCUGCACCGCAUUCAUGACAACCACAUGUCACCUCCACCUCAGCUCUCGUGCGAGAUUCCCUCCUGAACAGGUCCUCCGCUCUCUCGAGUGACUCACCUCAGGCUAAACUUAUCCUCACCAAGCGCCAGAGUCCCUCGAAGCCCCACACUCUGACCGAGUCCCUCUAGAGAACCCCACAUUCAAUCCCCCCCCCCCGCCCA
Molecule: messenger RNA, 1021 nt
Organism: Dothidotthia symphoricarpi CBS 119687
Lineage: Eukaryota; Fungi; Ascomycota; Dothideomycetes; Pleosporales; Dothidotthiaceae
Exons: 1
Coding region: 316-912 (198 amino acids)
Source: RefSeq, a predicted model, not a curated record